Symbiodinium natans is the source of this 1497-nucleotide messenger RNA. The record is from the annotation of a GenBank genome assembly. Lineage: Eukaryota; Dinophyceae; Suessiales; Symbiodiniaceae.
AUGUCGCUCGAGAUGGACACGAGGGAGUGGCUCGCCGGGCAUCUCAGUGGGCCGAAGCCAGGUGUAGAUUUGGCAUGUGCCACGGCCCGGCGCCUCGCCAGCCUCCAGGGCAAGCGCGCGGAGUUGGAGGCGCAGCUUCAAGCAAAGCACCGGACGAUCAGCAGCGCCCAGGAAGCCCUGGCGCGGCACCGGCAGGUGGCCGCCUCGCAGCAGGGCGAGGUCGAGGAAGAGCGGCGGCAAGCGGAGCUGGCCGAGAAGCAGCUGACCGAGGGAGCCGCCGCGCGGCAGCUCGCCGCCCAGCGCCUCAGCGGGCUCCGCAGGGAGAAGGCGGCGCUGUGCGCGGAGCUCGAGGCGGCGAAGAGGAGCCUCGCCACGACAUCCACGGAGGUGGAGGCGUACGACGAGCGCCUUGUGGCCAAGGAGGCGUCGGUGGCCGCGCUCCAGCAGCAGAGCCGUGCCAAGGAACAGUCCCUCGAGAAGCUCAAGGCUGUGAAGGAGGAGUUCUUCAAGCAGAUGGCUGAAGAGAAGCGCCGGAGGCAAGAGCUCCGUGAGAAGAUGCGGGCCUGGCUGGCAGAUCAGGAGUCUGCAGAGAAGGCGCUGCAGGCCAAGGUGGAGCAGCAGCUGCAGGAGAUGGGGUCCUUGAGGGAGAAGCAGGAGGCCGCGCGGCGCCGCGCCGUCGAAGCCGGGGUGGCCAGCGCUGCGGAGAGGCAAAAGGCGGAGGAGUCGAGGAGUGUCAUCCCCUUGUACAAGAAGCAGCGGGAGGAGAUCUUGGAAGAGAUCCGUGAUCUCGUCGUCCAGGAUGACCUCGCCAAGCAGGAGCUGGAGAAGGCGCUCUCCACUCUUCUGGCAAAGCAGCACAAGGAGCACCGUACCAGAACUGCACUAGAAUUCGACAUCUCAGCCAGCUUCACUUUCUUCAGGUAUUGCGUGGUCAUGUUGGGCCUGGACGGCGCGGGCAAGACAACUGCGCUUUACAAGCUCAGAUGGGGCGUCACAGAUCUCAGCAUCAAGCCCACCAUUGGCUUUAACGCGGAGACCAUCAGGCUCGAGAGGGACUCCUUCACCCUCUUUGAUAUCGGUGGGCAUGAGAAGAUCCGGCGCGUUUGGGGUCACUACAGCGACCCAGACACCGACGCCAUGAUCUACGUGCUCGACAGCACGGAUGAACGCCGGACCUCCCACACCGAGCUGGCCCGUCUCAUGAAGCUCAGGACUUUUCCGCUGCUGGUUUUGGCCAACAAGCAGGACCUCCCCGGUGCCCUGGGCGCCGAGGAGGUUGCCCGGCUGCUUGACCUGGAGCGAUGGCCAUGCGAGUGGCACGUUCAGCCGGCCGCUGCCGUUACGGGCGACGGCUUGUUCGAAGGCUUGGCUUGGCUUUCGGAGGUGCUGGAGAAGCGCGAGCCUCGAGUUCUGGGUCAGAGUCAUGGGGCCCAUGAGAGAUAUGGGCGCCUGACAGAAAUGCUCGAGCUGGUCAUGAGGGCUUUCCACCGUUAUUAA